This is a messenger RNA of Acipenser ruthenus (sterlet), 995 nucleotides long. Its product is annotated as cilia- and flagella-associated protein 144-like. Gene Ontology annotation, cellular component: ciliary base. The transcript has 4 exons. The record is from RefSeq and is a predicted model, not a curated record. The coding region runs from base 362 to 760 and encodes 132 amino acids. NCBI's taxonomy places the organism in Eukaryota, Metazoa, Chordata, Actinopteri, Acipenseriformes, Acipenseridae.
UAGUGGAUUCUAUGAUUCGUUUAUUUAGUGUUUCUACACACACGCAUUGAUAUGUUUCUUUGUAGGUCUGCUGUAGUAAAUCUGGAAAACGCAACAGUUUUAAGACACUUGCCUAUAGUAUAACACACCCCUAAUUAGAAUAUUCAAUUGCGCUAUUGUCUUCACCGGGACGUUUCAAACAAAACCCCGCUGUGUUUCGCUGGUCUUAUUUUCCCAAUUGUGUACGGUUGCUAGGCGACAGUGUUUAUAUGCGUAUCCACGUGUGCUACGGUCUGUUUCGUUUAUCGGACUAGAAGGUGCGCAGCUGAUCAAUGGUGGACUGGAUUUCGGGAAGGUUUGUGUGAAUCGAUUCAACUCUAAAAUGGCUGCAGCAAAGGGGAAAGAGCCUUUAAACAUGGUGCACCAGAAUGCCAUACUGUGCGAAACUACCAGCAAGGAGCACAGGCAUCAGAAAUUAUACACGCAGUUCUGCAUCAACCCCUACACAAAAAUUCAUUCUUUGACUGGGAAGCCGAUGUCAGUACACACUGCCGUGGAUGAAGAGGAACCAAACUUUUUAAAAGGUAUCCACAGAAGCAGACUGGAGCCAAUGAAGAAGUACUCCCACCCACAGACAGAGAGCCAGGAGAUUGGUUGGAAUACAACCCCUCUGAUUGAUUCGGACCGCACUGACCGAAGGCUGAACUCCUAUCGGAAGAACACAGAACUCACCAAUUACAUGGAAGCUGCCUGGCGCCUGAAUGAACCGAUCUUUCCCUAGAUGCAUCAUCUCGUGCAAAGCAAUGCAUUGGCCUGUAGCAUGUGUUCUUGUUUUAAUAUAGAGAGGGGGACCUUUGACACACCCGACAUCUGUGUAUAAAAGCUUAGACACUAUUUCCAUCCCAAACACCCAAAACUCAUUUGAAAUAAGACUCCCGUUGGGGCGAAAGAGUGACCUUUCAUUGUGUGUUUAUUUACACUUGGUUGGUACAUUUAAUAAAAAUAGAUUCAACGUG